This is a messenger RNA of Microbotryum saponariae, 1011 nucleotides long. NCBI's taxonomy places the organism in Eukaryota, Fungi, Basidiomycota, Microbotryomycetes, Microbotryales, Microbotryaceae. The record is from the annotation of a GenBank genome assembly.
AUGUUGCACACCGGAAAUCGCUUUGUAGGGGGUUUCGCAUCGGACGAAGCUCUGAGUCCGGCCAAAGAGUGGGUCCUGCGCCUCUGCCUACCACCAGGCCGAGACCGACGCACCUACAACACCCCCCAACCUUCCUACAUCUAGCACGGAGAUGGCGUGCUUAUCUGCGUUUCCGACAUCAAACCGCAAGACCUGACUCUUCAGGUGCGCGGGAUCGAUGUCCAGACGGUCGGCCCAAGUAGCAAGGUGCAGUGUCAGCUUGCUACGUCCCUCCGCGAUGCCUCUCCGUUACCCACUCCUAAGCCCCGUAGGAGACCAUGGCUUCCGCCUCGACUUUUCUCUUUGCGGGUUCAAACAAGCUGGGCGGAGGAAGACGAAGACGGAGAUAGGGACAAAGACGGCGAUGAUGAGGAUGAAGACAACGAGGAAGAGGACGGAGAGAAUGGCGAUGGUGAACGUGAGCGUUUUCGGCUCUUUGUGAUAGGUACCUCUCUGUUGAGACGCACGCACAGACUGACAUAGAAGGAUGAAGACCUAGAACGUGUCAAGCAAAAGGGGUCGAGGUGGAUCAACCCGAGUCUCGCGUUCACAACCAUCCGUGUACUAGCACGAACGCGCCGACUACUUCUAAUCUCGCAUUGCCCAGCAUUUCUUUCUCGAGUUCGUGAUCGACGGAUAUUCCUAGCCGAGACCGAUCGGCUCAACUAUAUCGGGUUUCAUCAAGAAAAUCUGCGCCUUCACACGGCCCAUGACAUCACCGACGCGCGCUGUCAGCAACGGCUUGAUCCCAGAUUGAAUUGGGCGUUCGGAACUUUGGGCUCGACGUUCAAGAAUAGCCCGAGCGAGAUCACGCAGCUUUACCAAGACGCGAUGGCUUGCACUGUCCAAUACGGAAAGCCUUUGCUGUUCUUUACGGCGACGUGCAACCCCGACUGGCUGGAAAUCAAGGCUGCACGGGGGCCGAAUGAUAAAACAUGCAACCGUCUGGAUCUCAAAUGCACGAGUGUUUGA